Messenger RNA from Corapipo altera (White-ruffed manakin), 1691 nucleotides. RefSeq names its product serine/arginine repetitive matrix protein 2-like. The record is from RefSeq and is a predicted model, not a curated record. NCBI's taxonomy places the organism in Eukaryota, Metazoa, Chordata, Aves, Passeriformes, Pipridae. Bases 91 to 1557 code for a protein of 488 amino acids. The transcript is spliced from 4 exons.
CCUGCCCUGUUCCAUGAGUCCUGGGUUCAGCUUCCCACAGGAGCUGGAAAUGGCACAGGGGGAAGAGCAGGGACCCCCUGCACCUGCCCGAUGCCAGGGCAGAGGGAGCUCAUCAGUUUUCCUUUUCUCAUCAGGCUACCAUCAUGGGAGAGCGACACUGCAUUCGAUGAGCUGGGAGAGAGACACAGGCACUGUGAUGCCAGUGAGUGCCUUUGUCCAGGAGGCAGGCAGGAGGCAGAGGAGGAGGGGCCCUGGCAACUGCUCCUGUGCUCCUCCUGUGCUGCCGAGGGCACCCACAGACACUGCUCUGGCCUGAAGGACAGUAUAACCAGCUGGGAAUGUGACGGCUGUGCUCGCCAGAGCACCCACAGACACCGCUGUGGCACGACAGUCUCCACGAACAACUGUGAUUGUGAGAGCUGUGCUGAGUAUCUCACAUCCUCCGGUGAAUUCUCAAUCCUUGCUAGACUCAUGGACGAGUCUCCUGCUGUGUCAACAGAACACGAGACCAUCACCCCCAGCACCAGCCAACAGGCAGCAUCAGAGCAGUCUCUGGAAUCUCCCUCAGAGGAGAUGAGCAGCCCCAGCCUCUAUAGUCAGGUAACAUCAAGGCCAUCCCACAGCAACAUCCCAGAAACUGAGGACAGCAACUGCUCUCGCAGUCGGAGGCCUGAGCGCCGGCAAAACCGCACCCGCCGGCAAAGUCGGCCUCAAACUCCACAACUUCGGUCCAGAAGUCCCCGUGACAGCAGCCAUGUGCCGGAACCAACUGCUGCGAGGUGCAGGCCCAGGCACAGACAGUCGGGGACAUCCCGCAGGCGAAGACGCUCUCGCCGGCAAAGUCGUCCCCAGAAUCCACACCUUCGGGACCCGAGUCCCUAUGACAGGAGAUGUUCGCCACACCUCCGGUCCCCGAGUCCCCAUGACAGGAUCUGUUUGCCACCACCACCAAGUCCUCGGAGGCGCAGCCGCAGCGAGGAGGCAUCAGAGACAUCCAGCAACCGAAACCGCUCCCGCCAGCAACGUCGGCCCCAAAAUCCACACCUUCGGUCCAGAAGUCGACGUCACAGGAGCCAUGUGAGAACAGCAAGGGCUGAGAGCUGCACCUCCACCCAGGAAGCAUCAGAGACAUCCCACAGCCGAAACCGCUCCCGCCAGCAACGUCGGCCGCAAAAUCCACAACUUCGGUCCAGAAGUCGCCGUGACAGGAGCCACGUCCCAGCACCAAGUACUGGGAGGCGCAGGCCCAGCCAGGAAGAAUCAGGGACAUCCCGCAGACGAAAUAGCUCCCGCCGCCAAAGUCGGACCUCAAAUCCAUCUGGCCAGUCCAGAAACCGCAAUGACAGGAACUGCACGCCAGCACGGAGUGCUGGGAGGCGAAACUCAAGGGAGACAGCAACCACGACUUCCCAAAGGCAACAGCGCUCCCGCCAGCAGCGUCGGACCUCAAAUUCAUCCAGCGGAUCCAGAAGUCGCCGUGAUGGGAGGCGUGAUAGAGCACCCAGUGCUGGGAGUCCCACUCACCGCUCAGACGGUGAGACAGGGACUCACCACUGACACAUCCCACGUCAGAAAGGAAGGAGGAGGCCCCCCAAGGGAGGGAGCCAGCCUCCAAAGAUGACUUGGAGCUUGCUGGCCUCAGCAUGGCCUGACUGUCAGGACUGGAGCCUUCUGAUGGCUCCAGAGAACCC